AUUUGUUUGACAUAAAAUAAUCAUUAAUAGCUACAUUGAUACAGAAUACGUGUCAAAUAUAAAACAUAACUUCUAGAAAAAGUACUUAAGUAGUUAUAACGUUUAUAGCCCUUAAAAUCACGAAGUAAAAUAAAUCCAUCCCUCGUAAAAAAACUUCGUGACCAGACUUUUGAUGGAUAUUAUCAUGUCUUUUCCUUUUUUUUGUGAAUACGGAGCUCUGAAAUUCAGUCGUGAUGAGAUAAGGCUUGAAAAACAUUGUCAACUUUAUUUAUUAUUGCUAGUCUCGUUCUACCAAGAUGUUUCUACUGAUCGCGCCGUUGAUUCUUAUUUUACUAUACAUAUACUUCAGCAAAAAUCACGACUAUUGGGCAAAAAGGGGGGUCAAACAUGACACACCGAUACCGAUAUUCGGGAAUCAUUUACGCUGUAUAUUAACAUUGAAAAGCGUUACAGAAGUAACUUGUGAGUUAUACAAAAAAUAUUCAAAAGAGAGAAUAAUCGGGUACUAUCGUGGUAGAACGCCUGCACUUAUUAUUAAAGACCCAGACAUUGUUAAAAUGAUUAUGUGCUCUGAUUUCUGGUCGUUCUAUAACCGAGGGGCAGGAAGGAAUCCUGAGCAAGAAUCUCUAAUGUUAAAUGUGUUUCAUGGAGACGGUGAUACUUGGAAGUUACUGCGACAGCAUACAUCGUCGGCGUACACUUUAGCCAAGUUAAAAGCUAUGUAUCCUUUGAUUAUACAGUGCGCGGAGGACCUACAGAAGGUAGUGCAAAAUGUAGCCCAGAAAAAAGGUAGUUUUAACGCCGUUGAUCUCAUGGCUCGAUUUACGAUAGAUUUCAUAGGCGCUUGCGGUUUCGGUGUCGAUGUAAAGUCGAUGAACACAGAGAAUUCCAUAUUUAAGAAGCUAGGAAAACUGAUAUUCACUAAAACGGCUACAGAACGGCUCAAGCAGGCAAUGUAUGAGCUCUUUCCUGAACUACGUAGGUACAUAUACGUAUCGGAUAGAGAAAUUCUUCUCACACUGAAUAAACUCGUGUCUGCUAUUUUAGAACAGAGGAACAACAAACCUUCUGGACGGAAUGACUACAUAGAUUUGCUGCUAGAAUUGGAAAAGAAUGGGAAAAUGCGUGGGAAAUCUCUUGAGAAAGUGAAUCCUGACAAUUCGCCGAUGGACGUCGAGAUGGAGAUGAAUUUUAAGCUAUUCGUGGCAAAUGUAGCUUUAUUUUUCGCGGCCGGAUUUGAAACUUCGUCUUCAGCUAUGAGUUAUACUUUACACGAGCUAGCAUUUUACCCGCAUCUUCAAAAAGAGAUUCAGGAAGAAAUAGACGAGGUUUUAUCGAAAUAUGACGGUAAACUCUGCUAUGAUUCUGUGUCACGAAUGCCUAAGCUGGCUAGGGCUUUUAAAGAGGCAAUGAGAAAGUUCCCGGCAGGUGGGGUUCUGUACCGUGUCUGUACGAAGCGGUACACGAUUCCUGGUACAGGGGUGACUAUAGAUCCGGGUGUGGAGAUAUUUAUACCGGCGCAAGCUUUGCAAAUGGAUGAACAGUACCAUGAGAACCCUGACGAGUUUAAUCCGGAAAGAUUCUUGCCAGAGAACGAGGCGAAAAUGGGAAAAUAUGUAUAUCUGCCGUUUGGAGAAGGACAAAGAGGUUGUAUAGGUUCUCGACUAGGCGAGAUGCAGUCGCUCGCCGGAUUGGCUGCACUGCUACAAAUCGCCAGCGUGUCACCAUGUAGCGCCACCGUCCGUCGACCACGACCCGACCCACGCGCUUACUUUGUGCAAGGUUUCGCGGACGGUCUUCCCCUUACUUUAACAUUGCGUAAUAAAUAGUUUCCACUCAUUGGCCACCAUGCCCACCGUAAACAACUUGGUACAAUUCGAAUCUAUUAAGGUAAUAGUGUAAACUUUUCGUUAACAUAGUUAUAUUGUAGAAAAACAUGGUCCGCCAUUAAUAAAACAUCAUCAUAAGUUUGGCACUGCGAGAAUAGUUUCCCCUCAUGGGCCACUAAAAAUUAUAAUACCUAAGUCAGUAGAUAUUCGUCAUAAACACACAAAUAAAUAUCCUUACCGGGAUUCACACUCGGGACCUCUUGCUUCAUAGGCAGGGUCACUACUGACUGGGCUAGGACGCCGUAUUUUCUAGUAUUAACUUAAUUCCUGUGAGUAUCGGAUAAUUCCUUUUUGCAAGUUUUUAUUUAACUUGCCCUGUUAGUAUAUACAAUCGAGUUCAUAAAUAUGUAUACAUAUCUUCACCUAAUCGAUUGCAGUAAGGAGAAAAAAUGUAUACAUAUUUAUGAACUCGACUGUAAGUUUGAUAGUUAGUGUGGGUCAAAUCUCGGAAGCUAAAUUUGACCCACUUCCCGAUUUUCGAUUGAGCUGAAAAUUUGUAUACAUAUGUAAGUCGGGUGACAAUGCAAUAUUAUGGUACCAUCGAGCUGAUCUGAUGAUGGCGACGGGAGUUGGCCAUAGGAAUUCAGUGAUGAAACAACACAACGCAGUCUCGAUGA
This is a messenger RNA of Cydia pomonella (codling moth), 2506 nucleotides long. Its product is annotated as cytochrome P450 6B5-like. The coding region runs from base 297 to 1829 and encodes 510 amino acids. The transcript has 2 exons. The record is from RefSeq and is a predicted model, not a curated record. Lineage: Eukaryota; Metazoa; Arthropoda; Insecta; Lepidoptera; Tortricidae. Gene Ontology annotation, molecular function: heme binding; monooxygenase activity; iron ion binding.